Molecule: messenger RNA, 1419 nt
Organism: Cuscuta europaea
Lineage: Eukaryota; Viridiplantae; Streptophyta; Magnoliopsida; Solanales; Convolvulaceae
Source: the annotation of a GenBank genome assembly
CCUGGAGAUCGAUGGGAGCGUAUGAGAAAGUGGAGUGCGGAAAAGGAGAUGGGGAGGAAGACGGAGGCGUGCUGCCGGGCUUCCGCUUUCAUCCCACUGACGAAGAGCUGGUGGGGUUCUACCUGAGAAGAAAGGUGGCCAACCACAACAUCACUAUCGAAAUCAUCAAGGAGCUUGACAUCUACAAAUAUGAUCCAUGGGAUCUUCCAAGGAGUAGCGCAGCAGUGGCGGGAGACAAUGUGAAGGAACGGUACUUCUUCUGCAUAAGAGGAAGGAAAUACAAGAACAGCGUGAGGCCAAAUAGGGUAACAGGUUCCGGGUUCUGGAAGGCAACCGGCAUAGACAAGCCCGUUUUCUCCUCCGGUGGGGGCGCCGCCGCCGCGGCAGACUGUAUCAUCGGACUCAAGAAGUCGCUGGUUUUCUACAGGGGAAACGCAGGAAAAGGAACCAAAACUGAUUGGAUGAUGCAUGAGUUUCGCAUGGCUCCACCGCCUGACCACAAAGCACCAGCUGCUACUCAAGAUCAAGCGGAGAUAUGGACACUGUGUAGAAUUUUCAAGAGGAACACACCAAACCACAAGAGGUGCGGCGGCAACAUGAAUGAAGAAGCAAAGGAGGCACGGAAGCAGCGGCAGAACGGCGGCGGGUUGGAAUUGGUGAUGGGAGGAGGAGGGGCGCCGGAAUUGCAGGAGGAGAAAAGAAGCCGCCAACAGCUCAUGAGCCUAUUCAAUGGGGCGGAGGACGGCGGCGGCUCGUCGUCGCGCUACACAACUACUUCCCUCACAAGUCUCUUGACGUCAUCUCCGACCAGCUGCGGCUACGAUGAUCGGAGCGAGUACUUGUUUCCGGUCGAUGCCAAAUGGGAUGAGCUCAAGUCCGUCGUUGACCUCGCCACCACUGACCCUGAUCACCAUCCCGUCGCCGCCGCCUGCUACACUACUCUUAACCACGCCCACCGCUUUUUUUUCACUGCUUAGCUACAGGGGCGGACCCAGGAAAGUCAUUUUGGGGGCCGAAAAUAUUUUUGGGGGUUCAAAAUACUUUUUGGAAGAGCAAAAAUUAUUUUUCGUAUAUAUAUACACUAAAAAAAAUUUGUUGGGGAGGCGGUAGCCCCCCUGGGUCUCUACUACGGUCCGCCCCUGCUUAGCUAGCUAGCACCUUCCAUUCUUACGGAUCGGAUCGAGUUUUUCAUUCCAUCACGAUCAACAGGCCACGGCGUCUUGAAUUGAUUAAUUUAUUUAUCCAUCAUUCGAAUUUAUAGUUUAAUUUAGGAAAUUUCUUCAGUGUUCCUCAGCUCAUGAUCGAUCGAUAAUUAAGACUGUUACACAUACAUUAUUUCUGUAAACACACAUACCAAGCCCCGGCCUAUUAUUUAAUUUAGUGCAUUUUGUGUUUAUUCAAACGAAAAUAUUGAAUUUA